GCAUUGCGGACGGAGCCGCCGGCUCCCGGGGAGGGGCGGCCCCGUGAUGCCGGGGGCGGGUGGAGGCCCGCGGAAGGCGGCGUGGGCGGUGCGGGGCAGCGGGGGCGCGGAGCCUCCGCCCCGCCGCAGGAGGGAGGGAGACAGGCAGGGAGGUGCCGCCGCCGCGUCCCGGCGCGGGCAGCGGAGCGGCGAGGGGCGGAGGUGUCUUUGAGAGCAUCUGGAAGAGUCAGGGACAAAUGUUAUGAAAGUUGCUUGAGGACGUCAUGCUGUGCUUUGGGAGCAGGUGAUUUUCUUAGGUUGCUUCUGAACUCAUUACAUGAACGUUUCCCAUCCUUAUGGUAUUGAUUUAACAUGCUCUGGAAUCAUGAUGGUUGUGAAGUCCCUGGCUGGCAGUGGAGAAUUAAUGUUUGGUGUGGCAGAAAGCUGGUGUAAAUGACUGCUGCUGCCUCCCAGAGCAAGCUAACCUGCUCAGUCAGCUGGAGCCCCCUGCGGACAGCUGUCUCGCUUUCAGCUGAUGGAGCACUGCUGUAGGCGCUGAAUGGAAGAGCGCGGAGCGGCCAGACCAGCACGAGGAGCUGCUGCUGCAGCAGCCGGAGCCGCCGAGGACUCUAUUGUUCCCUGGUGUUAAACAGUUUUGCCUUUUCGACUGCCAUGCACCGCCGCGGGAGAGAGCUUUCCGGUGCCUUUCUCCCCGCCAAGAAAUUCUGAGGAGGGGAGGCCGGUGUGGAGGAGGUUCGGCGGCGGUGCCCGGGUGCCGGAGGCAUGGGGCUGAGCGCGGGCAGCGCUCCGCUCCGCCGCGGUCCGCGGGCUCCUGCCCUGCCCGCCCCGGCCGUGCGAGUCCUGCUGCUGCUGCUGCUGGGAAUCCGGGACGCUCGGGCACAAAGUGAAUUCCAAACUUCCUCGGUGUAUCUGUGGAAGACCGGUCCAUGGGGGAGAUGCAUGGGAGACGAAUGCGGUCCAGGAGGCAUCCAGACACGAGCGGUGUGGUGUGCCCACGUGGAGGGCUGGACCACGCUGCCCACCAACUGCCGGCAGCCGGAGCGGCCGGACAACCAGCAGAGCUGUUUCCGCGUGUGCGACUGGCACAAGGAGCUGUACGACUGGCAGAUCGGCGCCUGGAACCAGUGCCGGCCUGUGCUCUCCCGCAGCCACGAGAAGCCCCUGGAGUGCCUCCGAGGGGAGGAGGGCAUCCAGACAAGGGACAUCACCUGCGUGCAGAAGUCCAACGGGGUUCCGGCUGAGGACGUCAUCUGCGAGUACUUCGAGCCGAAGCCCCGGCAGGAGCAGGGGUGCCUCAUCCCGUGCCGGCAGGACUGCAUCGUGGCCGAGUUCUCCCCCUGGUCCGAGUGCUCCAAGACCUGCGGCAACGGGCUGCAGCAUCGCACCCGGCACGUGGUGGCCCCGCCGCAGUUCGGCGGGUCGGCCUGCCCCAACCUCACCGAGUUCCAGAUGUGCCAGUCCAGCCCCUGCACUGUCCAGGAAAGCCUGUACAGCCUAAACGUGGGGCCCUGGAGCGCCUGCUCGGUGCCCCACUCGAGACAAGUAAGGCAAGCAAGGAAACGAGGGAAGAACAAAGACAAGGAAAAGGACAGAGAAAAGGCAGUUCGGGAUCCUGAGGCUCGCGAGUUAAUUAAGAAGAAGAGGAAUCGUAACAGGCAGAAUAGACAGGAGAACAAGUACUGGGACAUACAAAUUGGGUACCAAACAAGGCAGGUCACGUGUACUCACAGAAAUGGGAAAACUGCUGCUCUGAGCUUCUGCCAACAGGAGAAGCUGCCCAUCACAUUUCAGUCCUGUGUGAUCACGAAGGAGUGCCAGGUGUCAGAGUGGUCAGAAUGGACCCCCUGCUCCAAAACCUGCUUUGACAUGACAACCCCUAAAGGGAAUCGUACAAGAUCACGGACCAUUAAGCAGCUCCCUGUUGGCAGUGAAAGCGAAUGCCCACAAUUAGAGGAGGCAGAGCAGUGCGUGUCUCAAGGAGACGGCGUGGCACCCUGCAUUACGUACGGCUGGCGGACCACCGAGUGGACAGAAUGCCGUGUGGAUCCUCUCCUCAGCCAGCAGGACAAGAGGCGAGGGAACCACACAGCGCUGUGCGGCGGUGGCGUGCAAACCAGGGAGGUGUACUGCGUGCAAGCUAAUGAAAAUCUCCUCUCCUACUUAAAUACCCUCAAGGAUAAAGAAGCUUCAAGGCCAGUAGACCGCAAACUGUGUACAGGACCUCUUCCCAGCACCUCCCAGCUGUGCCAUGUUCCCUGUCCCACGGAGUGCGAGACCUCGGCAUGGUCAGCCUGGGGACCGUGCACCUAUGAAAGCUGUGAUGACCCUCAGGCCAAGAAGGGCUUUAAACUAAGGAAACGUCGCAUCACCAAUGAGCCUACAGGAGGAACAGGGAACUGCCCUCACCUGUUGGAAGCCAUCCCGUGUGAAGAGCCCUCUUGCUACGACUGGAGAAUCACGGGGCUGGAGGAGUGCAUCCCUGACAACGAAAAGCCUUGUGGCCCUGGGACACAGGUCCCUGUUGUUGUCUGCAUCAACAGCGAUGGAGAAGAGGUUGACAGGCAGCUGUGCAGAGAUGCCAUCUACCCGAUCCCGGUGGCGUGCGAGGCGCCGUGCCCGAAGGACUGCGUGCUCAGCGCGUGGUCCGCCUGGUCGUCCUGCUCGCACACCUGCUCCGGCAAAGCCACGGAGGGCCGGCAGCUGCGCGCCCGCGCCGUCCUGGCCUACGCGGGAGAAGGAGGAGUGCAGUGCCCGAACAGCAGUGCCCUGCAGGAAACACGCAGCUGUAAUGAGCACUCCUGCACUGUCUAUCACUGGCAGACCGGCCCGUGGGGACAGUGCAUAGAGGACACGUCUGUCUCUGCUUUCAACUCCUCUGCCAGCUGGAACGGGGAGGCCACCUGCUCUGUGGGCAUGCAGACAAGAAAGGUCAUCUGUGUCAGAGUCAACGUGGGACAAGUAGGCCCAAAAAAAUGCCCUGAAAGCCUUCGACCAGAAACCGUGAGACCUUGUCUGCUGCCCUGUAGGAAGGACUGUAUAGUGACUCCAUUCAGUGACUGGACACCGUGUCCUUCUUCAUGUCAAGAAGGGGGUGUCACAGUAAGGAAGCAGUCCCGUCACCGAGUCAUCAUCCAGCUCCCUGCCAAUGGUGGUCGGGAGUGCCCAGAGUCUUUGUUUGAGGAGAGGGAAUGUGAAGCUUCUCCUGUCUGUCAUAGCUACAGGUGGAAGACGCACAAAUGGCGCAGGUGCCAGCUGGUACCGUGGUACGUGCGCCAGGACAGUCCGGGAGCACAGGAGACCUGUGGACCUGGGCUGCAGGCAAGAGCAAUUACUUGUCGUAGACAAGAUGGAGGACAAGCUGACGUCAGUGAGUGCCUUAAAUACUCUGGCCCAUUACCACCCCUAACACAGAUGUGCCAGAUUCCCUGCCAGGAUGACUGUCAGUUCACAAACUGGUCAAAAUUUUCUCCCUGUAAUGGAGACUGUGGAGGAGUCCGGACGAGAAAACGCACUCUUGUUGGAAAAAGUAAGAAAAAGGACAAAUGUAGAAACUCUCAGUUGUAUCCCCUAACUGAGAAUCAGUUUUGCCCGUGUGACAAGUACAGUGCUCAGCCUGUGGGAAACUGGUCAGACUGUAUUUUACCAGAGGGUAAGAUGGAAUUAUUGCUGGGAAUGAAGGUACAAGGAGACGUCAAGGAAUGUGGACAAGGCUAUCGCUACCAGGCCAUGGCAUGCUAUGACCAAAACAAUCGACUUGUGGAGACAUCACGAUGCAACAGCCAUGGGUAUAUUGAAGAAGCCUGCAUUAUUCCAUGUCCCUCAGACUGCAAGCUCAGUGAGUGGUCCAACUGGUCUCGCUGCAGUAAAUCCUGUGGCAGUGGGGUAAAGGUUCGGUCUAAAUGGCUCCGUGAAAAACCCUACAAUGGUGGAAGACCCUGCCCAAAGCUAGAUCAUGUCAAUCAGGCCCAAGUGUAUGAGGUAGUCCCCUGCCACAGUGACUGCAGCCAGUACAUAUGGGUUACUGAGCCCUGGAGUGUCUGCAAGGUGACCAACGUGGACUUAAAAGAGAAUUGUGGAGAAGGUGUUCAAACAAGGAAAGUCAGGUGCAUGCUAAACACUGUGGAUGGUCCUUCUGACACAGUAGAAGACUAUCUGUGUGAUCCUGAAGAGAUGCCACUUGGUGCUAGAAAAUGCACAUUGCCAUGUCCUGAGGACUGUGUUAUGUCUGAGUGGGGAUCGUGGUCUCAGUGUUCUUUGCCAUGCAAUGGAAGUAGUGUCCGUGAAAGGUCAGCUGAAUGCCUAAGACAACCAGAUGAUGGAAAGCCUUGUCCUGCUGCCACCGAGGCAGAAGCCUGCACUUUGAACAAGAACUGCUACCACUAUGAUUACAAUGUGACAGACUGGAGCACAUGCCAGCUCAGCGAGAAGGCUGUCUGUGGCAGCGGUAUCAAAACGAGGAUGCUCGACUGCGUUCGCAGUGAUGGCAAAUCAGUCGACCUGAAAUACUGUGAAGAGCUUGGUUUGGAAAAGACGUGGCAAAUGAAUAUGUCCUGUGUGGUGGAAUGUCCUGUCAACUGUCAGCUCUCUGACUGGUCCUCUUGGUCUGAGUGCUCUCAAACAUGUGGCCUUACAGGAAAAAUGAUCAGAAGAAGGACCAUAAAUCAGCCAUUUCAGGGUGAUGGAAGGCCUUGUCCUUCUCAGAUGGAGCAGUUCAAACCCUGUCCAGUAAAACCUUGUUACCGAUGGCAAUAUGGCCAAUGGUCGGCAUGCAAAGUAGAGGAUGCUCAGUGUGGAGAGGGAACACGAGUGAGGAACAUCUCCUGUGUGGUUUAUGAUGGAUCCAGUGAAGAUGUUGGCAAAGUAGUAGAUGAGGAAUUCUGUGGAGAAAUAGAGCCUAUUAUAGAUGGUGAUAAGAAGAUAAUACUUGAGGAAACCUGCACUUUCCCUUGUCCAGGGGACUGUUACUUGAGAGAGUGGUCAGAAUGGAGCCUUUGCCAGCUAACCUGUGUUAAUGGUGAGGACCUUGGUUUUGGAGGAAUACAAGUCCGAUCUAGAGCAGUGAUCAUUCAGGACUUAGAGAAUCAACAUCUCUGUCCAGAACAGGCUUUGGAAACAAGACCAUGUGAUGAUGGCCAGUGCUACGAGUACAAGUGGAUGGCCAGCCCAUGGAAGGGAUCUUCUCGGACUGUGUGGUGCCAAAGGUCAGACGGUUUAAACGUCACAGGGGGCUGUUUAGUGAUGCGCCAACCAGAUGCUGACAGGUCAUGUAACCCACCGUGCAGCCAGCCCCACGCUUACUGCAGUGAGACUAGAACAUGCAGUUGUGAAGACGGAUACACUGAAGUCAUGUCCUCUGAUGGCACACUCGAGCAGUGCACGCUCAUCCCAGUGGUGGUGAUCCCCACCAUGGAGGACAAAAAGGGGGAUGUGAAAACCAGUCGAGCUGUGAACCCUACCCAGCCUUCCAGUAACCAGGCAGGACGAGGAAGGACCUGGUUUCUACAGCCUUUUGGGCCAGAUGGGAGGCUGAAGACCUGGGUUUAUGGUGUAGCUGCUGGUGCAUUUGUUUUACUCAUCUUUAUUGUUUCUAUGGUCUAUCUAGCCUGCAAAAAGCCAAAGAAGCCCCAGAGGAGGCAGAACAACCGACUGAAACCUUUAACCUUGGCUUACGAUGGAGACGCAGACAUGUAAAAUACAACUUCUCAUGGUGACAAAUGGAGUCUAAACUAUAGGAAUGAAGUCAGAGGUGUCCAAAGCCACAGGGAUUUUCUAUGGAGUGGAUUAAAUGUUUUGAAUUUUUCUUUUUUAUAACUGCACCAUAGAUAAAGAAGGAUGGAUUUCACAAUGCCUACUGAUAUUUUACUUUACUUUAGACCAUCAGCACUGAGAAGUCAGGCAGAAUCUCAAAAGACACUGCAGCUGGAGAUCUGUGGUGUUUCCUCAGUCUGAGAACUGAGCAGCACUUCUGCCUCCAGAAUACUGUAGCUGACAUAGUAUUAACACUUGGAAGCCCCUGCAUCAUUAACCAAGUAUAAUCAGUACGCAUGACGGGUUUGUACCAAGCUGUCUACGACUCUUUAUAGUCAAACAUAACAUAUAUACUCAGUUGAACCAUAUGUAUUAUUCUAUCAGAUUAUAUAUGUGAUGAAGAGCAUUUUAGUGCUUAGUACAAUAUUAACUUUUAACUGGGAUUAACCCACUGAGCAAGUUCAACAGUUUGCCAGUUGAUGAUAACUUGUGUUAACCUGUGUCUCAGAGGGCAAAAUUCUUGAAAAAUUCUGUCCUGUUACCACUCCAAAUUAUAAAGGCCUCAUGUGUACAUCCAGAAAGGAGGCAUUCUCAGAUUCACUAUUUUCUAGUGGUUAGUGUCUGGAAAAAAAUAUCUGCUGUAUAUGUUACAAUAUGUUUCUACUUUCUCUAACUCAAACUCUUGCCUGCAUCUUUUUUGCUACAUGUAAGGCAAAUUUUUGCACUAUAUUAGUGCAGCAUGAUAUGCACUUAACUAGUAUUGCCAUAGAAACUGCCUCUUUUCAGAAAAAAAUGAUGAUGUAUCUUGUGCAAGGAGUGUCAAGUAGACAGGUCUUGAAUCCUGAAGAGAGUAGUGUUCAGUUUGGACUGUGACGGGAUGGGAUCAGCUGCGACCUUUGCUGUCCACACACCCUUCCUCAGCACAGCAGCCACUUGUGCUCUACACCAUGGCAGUAAUACAAGUGUCUAGUUUUUGCCCCAUCUACCUAUACUGGUAUAGAUUGUCCUGCUGGUUUCUAAUUGUACCUUGAAGGCUCUUUGUGACUAAAUUUUUUAUAUUUGUUAACUUUAUUAGAAAAAAAGAAAAGAAAAAGAAAAGUGGUUGCCCUGUAAUCCUGAGUGACAUAUUUCUUGUCUAAAAGGGUGUUGUUCAACUAAAAUAAAAUGGUUUUACUUUUCUUUCCUCCUGUUAAUGAGAGCUUUUUCACUGUUACUGGCAGUGCAAUACUCAGAGACGUUAUGUCUUUUCUAAUUACGAUAAUUCAAUAGACUCUUUUAAUUAUUCAGUUAAACUCCUGAGUGUACUGGCAAGUAAACAAUAAGAUCAAUAAUUCUGCCAUUUUAGUACUCAUGACUUUUUUAAAAACUCUGGCAGUAUGAAAACUCACUGUUAACCUCUUCCAUGCUUAUGGCUUUUCAGUGUUCCAACAUGAAGCUCACUGACUUGCCACUCCUGUGACAUGGCUGUCACGGAUGUGAUCCGUGACCUGGGAAGGGUAAUUCUCCUCAAGUGGCUUCUGUGUGCAGCCAGAACGUGCAAGUGACUGUGCCACUACUAAGCAAUACAAAACUUUAUCAGGCAACCUCUCAAAAAGAAUUGUUACAUAAAGUUCAGUAUUAGGUUCUCAGGUCUUUUUUAUAACCUAAACCACUUCUGCCUAUUCAUCACUCUAUUUACUCAAGAAGCACCAGUUUUUGCACAGUGAAUGAAGCUAGCUUUGCAAACUUUGGCCCAGAUCCACUGAAAUCAAUAACAAGACUCUCAUGGACAUCAAUGGGUAAUAUCAGUUCUUAAAAAUACACACCUUUUUUUCUGUGUAUGAUUCUUGAAACCAAUGAGCAUUUUGUGGAUAUUCAAGAGAGAUUAUGAUCCUACUUUAACUUAGCUGCCAUAUUAUCAGUGUGGUGUUACUGCAUCAAUACCUUCAUCCCAUUGUGUAGGUAUUCCCCAAAUGGGAAUGAUGAGCAGGGGAACAAUGGUUACAAUCUUUGGUGCAGUUUUAAGCUCUCAUUUUAUACCUUGACUCAGCUGCAGCUGAUGAAUUUUUGUGGGCCCCUGCUACAGCAGUGGUUCAUUCAUAUAUGUGUUUCAGGACCAGAGUAUUCAGUCUUACAUCACCUUGUAAAGAUUCAUUGCAAAAAUACAAAUGUUGGUAAUUUUAUUUUUCAGCAUUCUUGAGUAGAAAACAAGAAAAAUCUGGUUGGUUCCUCUUUUGUCAGAAAUACAAAACAAAGCGUGGGAAAACUAUUAAGUAUUAAAGAACUAUAACUACAGGUGGAGACAGAUUUUAAUAAUGAUUUCUGCUCUUUUAAAAGUCUGAUUCUUUGUUGUUGAAUAGUUUUGGACCAAGCAGGCAUUGAGGGAACAGGGUUUCUUUCAUUGGCAAUGGGUCAUCUUUAUUUAUGACACUGGCUGGUCUUAGCAGGAGCUGUUGCCUAGUUCCUGCCUUGAAGAAUUUUAUGUCCUAAAUCUAAGCAUUUAAUAUCUUGAAGUUAAAGGUAUGACAUCUCUUUUUUCUUACCACAUUAAAUGGAUAAAGAGAGAGCUAGGAGGGUUUUUAAGUCUGUUUGGCCUUUGCAAUCCAUGCAAGUAUUUUAGUAUGUGUUGCAUUUUAUAUCUGAUCAGUGAAUAUCUGGUGCACAUUUGCAUCAUACUAGUGCUGCAUUUGAAAUCUAGAGUGCGUUUUUAUUAAUAUUUUUUCUAUGAACAAAGUGCAUGGAAAUUUGAAGCCAGAAUGGCUUCCCUCAUUAUCAAGAAAAAAAUACUAGGCUGUAAGGAGGGCUGAAAUUCUAUGUAAAUCUAAAUGUUGCAAAGGUGAUUAAGCCCUCUAGCAUUGAAACAGAAACAAAUAAUAUGGGAAUUAUCAAUAUAGAAUGAAAAGCAAUUUGCUUUAAAAAUCAGAGUGCUUCUACAAAUCCAGUGCCUAAAGCAGCCACUACUGUAGAUUAUUAGUUUGUGAAAGUAAUGUUUCCAGUGAUCAAAUAAACCAUUCAGAAAAUAGCAAAGUAGAUAUUUUCCUGUUGAUGUGGUGGUUUAUAUUUUCCUUUUUAAAACGGUAGUUUAUAGCUUACCGUGUCUGCUUUGAGUCCUGGAGCAGUUCCUUUUGCAGCUUUGAUGCAACUGCACAAGCCUGUUUAUAUUUGGUAUAAAGCAUCAAUUUUGAAACCCCCUUCCCCUGCCAAAAUGUAAUAAAGUCUUUUUUUCCAAUCUUACAAUUUGAAGAUACCAAUUUAAAAACUCUAUGUGUAAAUCACUGUAAAAUAUACCUUGAAUUAAAUGGAAAUCUGUCUUUUUACCUUUAUGUAAAUUUUUAAGAGUUAAGAGUUUAUUUUGCCUAACUUAAUUUACUUGAAUAUUUAUUUUGUAGAAUGAGGAGGCAGCUGUCUGAGGAAUGUUUACCUUUUUUUUUUUGGUUAAUGUUAAUUUGUAAAUUGUGUAAUGCAUUUUUAUUUUUUAAAUUAUGUAUAUUUCUUUUUUAAUGCACAAAAUGUUUACUUACAACUACUACUGCAAAUUUGUGUAUAAUGUCACCUAGCUUUAUUCAGUUAAUACAGAUGAUGUGAAAAUGUAACAAGUCUUACAUUUUCAUCUGGGUUAUUUUUACAUAACUGAUGUAUUGCUGACAAUAAAUAUAAACACAAAAUCAUUUAAUGUCUUUUUUUUAAUAAAUGUAGUAUACUAUGCUGGGAUAGAUUAACAAUAAAAGCCAGAUUCCAAAAAUAUGA
Molecule: messenger RNA, 9474 nt
Organism: Prinia subflava (tawny-flanked prinia)
Lineage: Eukaryota; Metazoa; Chordata; Aves; Passeriformes; Cisticolidae
Gene: THSD7A
Product: thrombospondin type 1 domain containing 7A
Exons: 31
Coding region: 763-5691 (1642 amino acids)
Source: RefSeq, a predicted model, not a curated record